Erigeron canadensis is the source of this 991-nucleotide messenger RNA. Its product is annotated as origin of replication complex subunit 6. Gene Ontology annotation, biological process: DNA replication initiation; DNA replication. The transcript has 11 exons. Bases 66 to 923 code for a protein of 285 amino acids. NCBI's taxonomy places the organism in Eukaryota, Viridiplantae, Streptophyta, Magnoliopsida, Asterales, Asteraceae. Gene Ontology annotation, molecular function: DNA binding. Gene Ontology annotation, cellular component: nuclear origin of replication recognition complex. The record is from RefSeq and is a predicted model, not a curated record.
UUUUUCAUCCAAACUCACACAAAUCAUCAUUUUAUUUAUAUCUACAUACAUUACUUUAAGAAGAAAUGGAUUUGCCUGAAAUCGCAAAGAAAUUAGGGUUAACCGAAUCAAAACAAAUUGUUCGUAAAGCCGCCGAGCUCCGUCGUAUGUCUGAUCUUCAAUUUGAUUCUUCCAGUGCCGGAAUUGGAGAGAUCUGUAAAGCUGUUAUCUGCCUUGAGAUUGCUGCUAAUAUGAAGCAAGUUUUAUUUGAUCGGCAGACUGCGAUUAGGUUGAGUGGAAUGUCUGAGAAGGCAUACAUUCGAUCUUUUAAUGUGAUGCAGAAUGGAAUAGGUUUAAAGAAUAAGAUUGACAUCAGAGAACUUGCGAUUCAAUUUGGAUGCGUUAGGCUUAUUCCCAUUGUUCAGAAAGGAUUAUCUCUAUACAGGGAGCGGUUUAUUGCAUCAUUACCUGCUUCCCGUCGAGCUAGUGCUGACUGUUCAAGGCCUGUUUUUACCGCCACAGGAUUUUACUUGUGUGCCAAAAAGCACAAGCUCAAGGUUGAUAAGACUAAGUUGAUUGAACUUUCGGGCACAUCUCUAGAUGAAUUUUCAAGUGUAGCUACCUCCAUGAAAGACCUUUGUCAUGAUGUUUUUGGAGUGUCAGAGGAAAAGAAAGAUCCAAAGUCUGUGAAAGUGAACAGAGACUUGCUGGAUGUUUUACCUGAGAAAAGGCAAGCUGAAGAUGGUGGUUAUUCAUCUGAUGAAGGCAGAGAUCUUUCAGCCUACAAGAAGCGUAAGCGUCAGGAGAAUCGCAAAUACGAGGAAUGGAAAGCAACUGUAGUAGAAUCCAAUAAGCAAAUCCAGGAAAAAGUGGCUGUAAAAAGAACCAAGCAAGCACAACUUAAUUUUUUCAAGAGAGUUCCAGGAACCGAAGUUGGAGUGUAAUUAGAAUUGAUAGACCUUAGAGAUAAGGAUCGGCUAGAAAGCUGGCAUUGCUAAACUUGUUUGAAGAU